AUGGGAAAAGAUCUGCCGAAAAACUACAACGAGGCCAAAGCCAUAACCUUCUGCCUCCUGCUGCUGAUCCUCACAUGGAUCAUCUUUGCCACCGUGUACAUUCUUUAUCGUGGCAAGUACAUCCAAAUACUGAACGCCCUGGCUGUACUCUCCAGUCUCUACUCCUUUCUGUUGUGUCAACCUUUAAUUCUGUCAAAUUAUCGGAGGUUUCAGCUGAUGAGAUUCGCUGUAGAGCAGAUCAAUAACUCCACCAGCCUACUGCCUAAUGUAUCUCUCGGCUAUGACAUAUUUGACCACUGCUCAGAUACGCAGAGUUUCCCAGGAAUUUUGAAACUCAUCUCAGUCAAUGACUUGAUCAAACCUUGGGAUGAAAAUCACAAGAAUCUGUCCAAAGUGAUCGGAGUGAUUGGAGCUUAUACAAGCACGGAGAGUCUGACUGUGGCUCCACUCUUCAUGAUGCAUCUUAUUCCUAUGAUCAGUUAUGGAGCUUCUACUUCUGUCUUAUCAAGAAAACGAGAUUUUCCAUCUUUCUUACGGACGGUGCACCCCAACCAAGACACCUUAGAAGUGAUUGUUCACAUUGUGCGACACUUCGACUGGCGCUGGGUUGCUUUCCUCUACAGUGAUGAUGACUAUGGCAAAGAUGUCCUGGAAUUGUUUAAAGAGAUGAUUCAGGACACUGGGAUCUGCCUGGCAUACUCCAGCGCCCUUAGUUAUGACACACAUUACCCCUCAGUGUUUAGACAGAUAGAGGCACAGAAGAUAAAUGUCAUUAUUGUUAUUGCAAUUGAAUGGCUUGCUGAAGCUGUCAUUGAGUCAGCAAUGGCAUUAAAUGUCACCAACAGGGUGUGGAUAGCAGGGGAUGCGUGGUCCUUAAACAAGAGGCUCCCCAAAGAAAAAGGAAUCAAAAACAUUGGAACUGUACUCGGGAUUUCUGAACAAGCAGUAGCAAUACCUGGUUUCAGUGAUUUUAUCUAUUCUUUUAAAGCCCAGAAUUGCAAAAAUACAGAACAAAAGUUUUUUUGUAGUCAGAAUUGUAACUGUAGUAACGUGAGUGCUGAGGAGAUCCUUGCUGCAGAGCAGUCUUUCUCUUUCACUGUUUAUUCUGCUGUGUAUUCCAUCGCUCAUGCUUUACACAGUGUUUUGCAAUGCAGAGCUGACAGGUGUAACGACAACAUUACAGUCAACCCUGCCAUGGUAAGUACACAGUAA
This is a messenger RNA of Stegastes partitus (bicolor damselfish), 1212 nucleotides long. Its product is annotated as taste receptor type 1 member 1-like. The record is from RefSeq and is a predicted model, not a curated record. Gene Ontology annotation, biological process: G protein-coupled receptor signaling pathway. The transcript is spliced from 3 exons. NCBI's taxonomy places the organism in Eukaryota, Metazoa, Chordata, Actinopteri, Pomacentridae. Gene Ontology annotation, cellular component: plasma membrane. Gene Ontology annotation, molecular function: G protein-coupled receptor activity. The coding region runs from base 1 to 1212 and encodes 403 amino acids.